AUGUGCCAUUAUGACUCGGACCUUGGGUAUAGAGACCGGGUCACUCUAGCUAUAGAACGGACUGUUCAUUGGCUUACUGACCGAUUGAACGCGCGCGUAUCUGUACAACACGAAAGAGGACGCGGUUGCUGUCCAUUGAGUAUAUUAUGGACAUCUAUUUAUAGCAUUUCAAUGAGAUCACAGCAGCACCAUCCUGUGCUUUUGGAACCAAGACGUCCACAAAGACAAAUUCUAUUUUCUAAAACACGAGGACCGGAUAUUGCAGGCCCGUCUUUGAUGAGGAUCAUGCCUGUUUUACAAAACGGUAGACCAAGUACUCACCAUUGCUUUUGCUUCAAAAAAGAUUCUGUCGAAGAAGAAGAACCUACAAAAGGAAGAGUGAAGAGGGUGCUUGGAUGCAAAGAAGCUCAAACACUUGUGGAGCUCCCUGAACUUUCAAAGUCUCCUUCGAAUGUAUUUCAUUUGGGCAAAAUUCCUAAAUCACCGACUUUUGAAAUGUCUAUUGCUCGAAGGGUAGCAGAAUGA
This is a messenger RNA of Mycotypha africana, 525 nucleotides long. RefSeq lists its product as uncharacterized. The transcript has 3 exons. The record is from RefSeq and is a predicted model, not a curated record. Lineage: Eukaryota; Fungi; Mucoromycota; Mucoromycetes; Mucorales; Mycotyphaceae. Bases 1 to 525 code for a protein of 174 amino acids.